Molecule: messenger RNA, 4994 nt
Organism: Carlito syrichta (Philippine tarsier)
Lineage: Eukaryota; Metazoa; Chordata; Mammalia; Primates; Tarsiidae
Gene: ESPL1
Product: extra spindle pole bodies like 1, separase
Exons: 25
Coding region: 45-4511 (1488 amino acids)
Biological process (GO): meiotic chromosome separation; proteolysis
Cellular component (GO): mitotic spindle; cytoplasm; centrosome
Molecular function (GO): cysteine-type endopeptidase activity
Source: RefSeq, a predicted model, not a curated record
AGUUGCACAGGUGCUUCCGGCUACAUGUAGAGAGUUUGAAGAAAAUGGGUAAACAGGCCCAGGGCUGCAAGAUGGUGACUUUGUGGCUGGCAGCCCUGCAACUCUGUAACCCUGAACACAUGACUGAGCCAGUCACCUUUUGGGUUCGAGUCAAGGUGGAUGCGGCCAGGGCUGGAGACAAGGAGCUACAGUUAAAGACUCUACGAGACAGCCUGAGUGACUGGGACCCAGAGACCCUGGCCUUCCUGCUGAGGGAGGAACUGCAGGGCUACAAGGCAGUGCGGGCUGACACCGGGCAGGAACGCUUCAAUAUCAUCUGUGACCUGCUGGAGCUGAGCCCCGAGGAGACACCAGCUGGGGCCUGGGCACGAGCCACCCACCUGGUGGAACUGGCUCAGGUGCUCUGCUACCAUGACUUCGCCCAGCAGACUGACUGUUCUGCCCUGGAUGCUGUCCGGGAAGCCCUGCAACUCCUAGAGGCUGUGAGGCCCGAGGGCCAGGCCAGGGAUCGACUUCUGGACGACAAAGCACAGGCCUUGCUGUGGCUCUACAUCUGCACUCUGGAAGCCAAAAUGCAGGAAGGCAUCGAGCGGGAUCGGAGAGCCCAGGCCCCUAGUAACCUGGAGGAAUUUGAAGUCAAUGACCUGAACUAUGAAGAUAAACUCCAGGAAGAUCGUUUCCUGUACAGUAACAUUGCUUUCAACCUGGCUGCAGAUGCUGCUCAGUCCAAAUGUCUGGACCAAGCCCUGGCCCUGUGGAAGGAGGUGCUUACAAAGGAGCAGGCCCCAGCUGUGCGGUGUCUCCAGCAGACGGCAGCCUCACUGCAGAUCCUAGCAGCCCUCUAUCAGCUGGUGGCAAAGCCCCUGCAGGCUCUCGAGGUCCUCCUCCUCCUACGGGUCGUCUCCGAGAGACUAGAGGACCACGCAAAGGAAGCUGGUGCCUCCUGCCACAUCACCCAGCUCCUCCUGACCCUCGGCUGUCCCAGCUACUCUCAGUUAUACCUGGAAGAGGCGGAAUCCAGCCUGAAGCGUCUCGAUCAGUCCACUGACACAUACACGCUCCUUUCCCUGACCUGUGAUCUUCUUCGAAGCCAACUCUACUGGACUCAGCAGAAGGUCACCGAGGGCGUGUCUCUGCUGCUGUCUGUCCUUCAGGAUCCUGCCCUCCAGAAGUCAUCCAAGGCUUGGUACUUGCUGCGUGUCCAGGCCCUGCAACUGGUGGCAGUCUACCUUAGCCUCCCAUCAGACAGCCUCUCGGAUUCCCUAUGGGAGCAGCUCUGUGCCCAAGGCUGGCAGACACCUGAAGUUGCACUCAUAGACUCCCAUAAGCUCCUCCGAAGCGUCAUCCUCCUGCUGAUGGGCCGUGAUGUCCUCUCAGUUCAGAAAGCAGCUGUGGAGACACCGUUCCUGGACUAUGGUGAAAAUCUGGUACAAAAAUGGCAGGUUCUUACAGAGGUUCUGAGCUGCUCUGAGAAGCUGGUCUGCCACCUGGGCCGGCUGGGUAGUGUGAGUGAAGCCAAGGCCUUUUGCUUGGAGGCCCUGAAACUGACAACAAAGCUGCAGAUACCACGCCAGUGUGCCCUGUUCCUGGUGCUGAAGAGUGAGCUGGAGCUGACCCGCAGUGAUGUUGACCUCUGCCAGUCAGACCUGCAGCAGGUUCUGUUCUUGCUGGAAUCUUGCACAGAGUUUGGCGGGCUGGCCCAGCACCCGGACUCUGUGAAAAAGGUCCACUUGCAGAAGGGAAAGCAGCAAGCCCAGGUUCCCUGUCCUCCGCAGCUCCCAGAGGAAGAGCCCUUCUUAAAAGGCCCUGCACUGGAGCUAGUGGCCACAGUGGCCAAGGAGCCUGGCCCCAUAGCACCUUCUACAAACUCCUCCCCGAUCUUGAAAACCAAGCCCCAGCCCAGCCCCAGCUUCCUGUCCCAUUCACCCACCUGUGACUGCUUGCUCUGUGCCAGCCCUGUACUCUCAGCAGUCUGUCUGCGUUGGGUGUUAGUCACAGCAGGGGUGAGGCUGGCCAUGGGCCAUCAGGCCCAGGGAUUGGAUCUGCUGCAGGUUGUGCUGAAGGGUUGCCCUGCAGCCACUAAGCGUCUCACACGAGCUCUCCAAGCUGCCCUGAAUCAUAAAACACCCCUAACCCCCAUCCCAAGCCUUCUGGAUGAGACCUUGGCUCAGGCAUACACACAGCUGGCACUGGAGGGCUUGUGCCAGCCAUCAAACAAGAGCCUGUGGAAGGUUUUGGAGUCAGGGCUGAAGUUUGUAACCUCACGGAUACCCUACCUGGAGCCCUGGCGAGCCAACCUGCUCUUGAUUCAGUCCCUUGCAAAGCUGGCUGGUCUCAGCUGCUAUAUACCCCAGUGUUUUGCAGGCUGCUGGGGCUGGCAGCCACCAUUAAUAAAAAGCCCCCCAGACUCAGAGCCCUCCAAGACGCAGAGCCAAAAACGUCCUGGACGAGGGCGCCAGCAGGUAGCCUCUGCUUCCCUGCGCCUCCGUCUUCCCUCUCAGAAUGGUCUGGAAGGUGGAGGACCGCCCUGCACACCUAAGCCCCCAGGCCGGGUCAGGCAGGCUGGCCCUCGGGUCCCCUUCACCGUGUUUGAGGAAGUCUACUCUACAAAGAACAAGCCUGAAGUUCCCCAGGCCCCCAGGGUGCAACGGCGGGUCCAGACGCGGCUCAAGGUGAAUUUCAGUGACGACAGUGACUUAGAAGACCCUGUUUCAGCCAAGGCACAGCUGGCAAAGGAGCCUAAGAGACGGGGCACAGCUGGCCGGGGCCGGGCAAGGAAGGGCCUGAACUUGAAGACUGAUGCAGUGGUUGCCCCAGGUAGUACCCCGGGGCACCCUAGCCUGAGUGGCAGGAGCCAGCAGGCCAAGAAGGUGGCAUCAAGACAUUGUGAGGAGCAGGGCCCCCAGGACACCCUUUGUGACCAGGCCAGGCUUGGCCCUGAGGUUAUGAGGACUAUCCCUGAGGAGGAACUGACUGGCAACUGGUCAGAAAUGAGCUUUGAAAUCCUGAGGGGCUCUGAUGGGGAAGACUCAGCCUCAGGUGGGAAGGCCCCAGCUCCUGGCCCUGACAUAGCCACAGGAGAACGGGAGCUGCUGAGGCGGGAUUCCAGCAAGGAGGAGCUGCCCACCCUGUGCCCAGACAAGGGGAGUGACAGGGACCUUGGCCUCCGGCUCCCUUCAGCCCCUGCGGCCAUUGGUCUUUCUACCCUGGAUUCCAUCUGUGACUCACUGAGCAUUGCUUUCCGGGGUGUCAGUCACUGUCCUCCUAGUGGGCUCUAUGCCCACAUCUGCCGCUUUCUGGCCUUGUGCCUGGGCCACCGGGAUCCCUAUGCCACUGCCUUCCUUGUCUCCGAGUCUGUCUCCAUCACCUGUCGCCACCAGCUACUCACCUACCUCCACAGACGGCUCAGCAAAGCCCAGAAGCACCGAGGAUCUCUGGAGAUGACAGAACAGCUGCAGGGGCUGAGUCUUCAGGAGAGGCCUGGCGAUGUCCCCCUGACCCGCAUCCAGCACCUCUUUUCCUUCAGGGCGUCAGGAUCUGGCCACUUCCCUCAGCCCGAGAAGGAACGCUUCCAGGACUGCCUGGUUCUCAUCCCCAGUGGAGUGACUGUGUGCGUAUUGGCCGUGGCUACCCUCCAACCUGGAACCAUGGGCAACACCCUUCUGCUGACCCGGCUGGAAAAGGGCAGUCCUCCGGUGACUGUGCAGAUCCCCACUGCCCAGAACAAGCUUCCUCUGAGCUCAGUCUUGAGUGAGUUUGAUGCCAUCCAGAAGGAGCAGAAAGAGAACAGCAGCUGUACUGACAAGCGAGAAUGGUGGACAGGGCGGCUAGAACUGGACCACAGGAUGGAGGCUCUCAUCACCUCCUUAGAGAAGUCUGUGCUGGGCUGCUGGAGGGUGCUGCUGCUACCAUCCAGUGAGGAGCCCGGCCCUGCCCAGGAGGCCUCCCACCUGCAAGAGCAGCUGCAGAAAUGUGGCUGGAAAUAUCCUGACUCUACUCUGUUGAAAAUCGUGCUCAGCAGUGCCAGUACCCUUAGCCCUCAGGACAUUCAGACCCUGGCCUACGGGCUGUGCCCAACCCAGCCAGAGCGAGCUCAAAAGCUCCUGAGUGAGGCAGUAGGACAUCUGCAGGGCCUGCCAGUACCAAGCGAUGGGCACCUUGUCUUGGUGCUAGACAAGGACUUGCAGAAGCUGCCAUGGGAAAGCAUGCCCAGCCUCCAGACACUGCCUGUCACCCGGCUGCCCUCUUUCCGGUUUCUGCUCAGCUACUCCAUCGUCAAAGAGUCUGGGAUUUCAUCGGUGCUGAGCCAAGGGGUAGACCCGCAGAGAACCUUCUACGUCCUGAACCCUCACAAUAACCUGUCAAGCACAGAGGAGCACUUCCGAGCCACUUUUAGCAGUGAAGCUGGCUGGAAAGGGGUAGUCGGGGAGGUGCCGAGCCCCAAACAGGUGGAGGCAGCCCUGACAGAGCAUGACUUAUACAUGGCAUGGGGCUGGUGCCCGCUUCCUUGAUGGGCAGGCCGUCCUGCGGCAGAGCUGCCAGGCAGUGGCCCUGCUGUUUGGCUGUAGCAGCGCAGCCUUGGCUGCACAUGGAAACCUGGAGGGAGCCGGCAUCGUGCUCAAGUACAUCAUGGCCGGCUGCCCCUUGUUUCUGGGUAAUCUCUGGGAUGUGACCGAUCGUGACAUUGACCGCUACACAGAGGCUCUGCUGCAGGGCUGGCUUGGAGCGGGCCCAGGGGCUCCCCUUCUCUACUAUGUUAACCAGGCCCGCCAGGCUCCCCGUCUCAAGUACCUUAUUGGGGCUGCACCUGUAGCCUAUGGCUUGCCUGUCUCUCUGCGGUGACCCCUUGGAGCUGUCUUAUUCCUGAUGGAAGCUAUGUAACUGCUGACCUCCAAUUAAAUAAUCCUUAGAAUAAAUAUUUUAAAGAUUUUUUUCCCCAGUGUUUUAUAUAAAACAUUUCCUUUUGAUUUAAUCUCAAUAUAAUAAAGAUACAU